CCCGGCCCCUCUGGUCGGCGCAGGCGGGGAAGCGCCGCGGCACCGGCGCUGCCGCUUCCCACCCCUUUCCUGCCGCUUCCCUCGCAGCCGCCGGCUGCGCUCGGGCCUGGAUCGCCACGCCAAGGCCGCCGCAGGGGAGCCUGCAUCGACUGGGAUCAGCCGCUGGAAGCUCCGGGUUAGGUGGGAUGAGUCGAGGCCUCCGUGCCAUCCCAGCGUGCUAACAGCGAGUAGUUAACGCUGCUUCAGCCUGCGCUGACUCGGAGUGUAAACAAAUCACAUUGAAUCAUGGCAGCAGACUCUAUGGAAAUUGAUGAUGCUUUGUAUAGUCGCCAGAGGUAUGUUCUUGGAGACACGGCAAUGCAGAAGAUGGCUCAGUCCCACGUGUUCCUGAGUGGUAUAGGUGGCCUUGGUGUGGAGAUUGCCAAAAACAUCAUUCUGGCAGGGGUAAAGGCUCUUACAGUUCAUGACACCAAGCACUGCACAAAAUGGGAUUUGGGGAUCAACUUCUUCAUCCAUGAAGAUGAUGUUACCAGUCAAAGGAACAGGGCUGAGGCCACACUUCCUCGUAUUGCAGAACUCAAUCCAUAUGUCCAUGUAGCAGCAUCAACUGUGCCAUUAGAUGAAACCACAGAUCUGUCUUUCCUAAAGCACUACCAGUGUGUCAUAUUGACUGAAGUAAGUCUGUUGCUGCAGAAGAAGAUUAAUGACUUCUGUCAUGCUCAGCAGCCACCCAUUAAGUUCAUCAGUGCAGAUGUGUAUGGAGUAUGUUCACGUUUGUUUUGUGACUUUGGUGAUGAAUUUGAAGUGCUGGAUACAACAGGAGAGGAGCCAAAGGAGAUCUUCAUUUCAAAUAUAACACAAUCAAAUCCUGGUAUUGUCACUUGCCUUGAAAAUCAUCCACACAGGCUUGAAACAGGACAGUUCUUAACCUUUCGGGAAGUUAAUGGAAUGUCGUGCUUGAAUGGAUCCACGCACCAAAUAACAGUGGUGUCACCUUAUUCCUUCAGCAUUGGUGACACAUCAGAGAUGGAGCCUUACCUGCAUGGAGGCAUAGCUGUGCAGGUGAAGACGCCCAAGAUGUGUUACUUUGAACGGCUGGAGAAGCAGAUAACAAAUCCAUUAUGCCUUGUUGCAGAUUUUAGCAAGCCUGAGGCACCUUUGCAGAUCCAUGUUGCCAUGCUUGCCUUGAACCACUUCCAGGAGAACUUUGGUCGCAGACCGAACAUUGGAUGCCUUCAAGAUGCUGAGGAAAUGCUGAAAAUAGCCACAUCUAUAAAUGAAACACUGGAAAACAAACCUCAGGUGAAUGCAGAUGUGGUGAAAUGGCUGUCUAGGACUGCUCAGGGAUUUCUACCUCCUUUGGCUGCAGCAGUGGGUGGUGUUGCUAGCCAGGAAGUCCUGAAAGCAGUAACAGGAAAAUUUUCUCCACUGCGGCAGUGGCUAUAUAUAGAUGUGUUAGACAUUGUAACACCUCUAGAGAAGAUGGGCUCUGAGGAGUUUCUCCCACGGGGAGAUAGAUACGAUGCCUUGAGGGCUUGUAUUGGAGACUCUCUGUGCCAGAAGCUCCACGAUCUGAAUGUUUUCUUGGUUGGCUGUGGAGCGAUAGGCUGUGAAAUGCUGAAAAACUUUGCCCUUCUUGGUGUUGGUACUGGGCAAGACAAAGGAUUGGUUACAAUUACAGAUCCAGAUUUGAUAGAGAAAUCCAACCUGAACAGGCAGUUUCUUUUUCGACCUCAUCACAUACAGAAACCUAAGAGCUACACUGCAGCAGAAGCAACUCUGAACAUCAAUCCUUACAUAAAGAUUGAUUCAGAUAUUAAUAAAGUUUGUCCAGCCACUGAGAGCACUUACAGUGAUGAAUUCUACACCAAGCAAGAUGUGAUUGUGACUGCUUUGGACAACGUUGAAGCCAGGAGAUACAUUGAUAGUCGUUGUGUAGCAAACCUGCGUCCUCUUAUAGACUCUGGGACUAUGGGAACAAAAGGACACACAGAAGUUAUUGUCCCCCAUCUGACAGAGUCCUACAAUAGUCAUCGGGAUCCACCAGAGGAAGAAAUACCUUUUUGUACCUUGAAGUCUUUCCCAGCUGCUAUUGAGCAUACAAUACAGUGGGCAAGAGAUAAGUUUGAAAGUUCAUUUUCUCACAAGCCUUCAUUGUUUAACAAAUUCUGGCAAACAUAUCCGUCGGCAGAAGAAGUUUUACAGAGAAUAAAAUCAGGAGAGAGCUUGGAAGGCUGUUUUCAUGUUAUUAAAACUCUCAGUAGAAGACCCCGAAGUUGGACUCAGUGUGUAGAACUAGCAAGAGUAAAAUUUGAAAAGUAUUUUAGCCAUAAGGCUCUUCAGCUCCUUCAUUCAUUUCCCCUUGAUACACGAUUAAAAGAUGGAAGUUUGUUUUGGCAGUCACCAAAGAGGCCUCCUUUCCCAGUGAAGUUUGAAUUUAAUGAUCCUUUGCACUAUGGCUUCAUCGUGAGCACAGCAAAACUCUUUGCAACAGUGUACUGUGUUCCUUUCACGGAAAAGGACUUGUCAGAGGAAACCAUUUUGGGGAUUAUUUCAUCUGUGAAGGUACCAGAGUUUAGACCUUCAAACAAAGUUGUACAGACUGAUGAAACUGCAAGAAAACCAGACCAUAUUCCUGUCAGCAGUGAGGAGGAAAGAAAUGCUAUUUUCCAGCUGGAGAAGUCUAUACUAUCCAACGAAGCUCUGGAAACUGACUUGCAAAUGAAGCCCAUCUCCUUUGAGAAAGAUGAUGAUAGUAAUGGGCACAUAGAUUUCGUAACAGCAGCAUCAAACCUGCGAGCCAAGAUGUACAACAUCGAGCCAGCAGAUCGGUUCAAAACAAAGCGCAUUGCUGGAAAGAUUAUUCCUGCCAUUGCAACAGCUACUGCUGCAGUAUCGGGGCUGGUUGCACUGGAACUCAUCAAAGUUGUGGGUGGCUACUCAGCUGAUGCAUAUAAGAACUGUUUUCUGAACCUAGCCAUUCCCAUAAUGGUCUUUACAGAAACUGCUGAAGUAAGAAGAACGGAAAUCAGAAAUGGGAUAUCAUUUACCAUCUGGGACAGGUGGACAAUUUAUGGGAAAGAGGAUUUUACUCUGUUGGACUUCAUAAAUGCUGUCAGAGAGAAAUACGGAAUUGAACCAACUAUGGUUGUACAAGGAGUCAAAAUGCUCUAUGUUCCUGUGAUGCCAGGCCAUAUUAAAAGAUUAAAGCUGACGAUGCAAAAGCUUGUGAAACCGUCAGCUGAUAAGAAGUAUGUGGAUUUGACAGUAUCAUUUGCUCCAGAGACUGAUGGAGAGGAAGACUUGCCAGGGCCACCAGUGAGAUACUACUUUGUUCAGGAAGACAAUUGAUGGUAGAGACACAAAAGUCACUCAUGGACCAUUUGUUCUGGGAGUGUGCUAAUUUUCAGCUAUUAAAGAUGGUACUAUAUAUUUCUUUUUGGUGAAGCCUUAAUUAAAUGGUGAAAAUCAGUGGCUUUGCACUGAAGACAAACUGGAUUUGUUUCUUCUGCUCCUGUAUUCUUCAAGCCUGUUUGCUCAAAGGAGGAUUGGUCACUCCAUGAGAUGGAAUGUCCAGUACAGUCCUUACCUUAAAGGCAAGAUUUGUUUUGAGGAAAGCAAGAAGAAUUGUGAACCUAAGAAAUGGGUCUCCAUGUGCAAAUUAGGCAAUUUGCAUUUGCUUAGGGAAGACUGCAAAAAUAGGAAAAGCACCAUUUUAUGAUACUCCUGGUGUUCUAAGAACAUCUCAAAUUCAUUUCAUAUGUUACUUCAUUCUCAAACAAGAAUUCCAUUCUUGCCAUCUACACGUGAGAUUUAGUCCAUCUGAAAGGCUUAAACGCCUACUUCAAAGCAGAGGAACUGCUUUCUUGUGUGGCUGGUUAGUGGUGCCGUGGUCAGCACAGCUAUCCUGUGUCAGUCUCAGCAUGGAAACAUGGGGAGGGGGGUGUAAAUUGUCAAAGCUCCCCUGAAGUCCAGAAAGCUGGAACUGUUGAUUAUCUGCACUAAGACUGUUCUUUGUGAAAUACUGCAGUAUGGGGAAAGUGAAAACCUAUCAGAGAGCCAAAUUAGCACUUUCAACAAUAAAACUUGGUCUUCAACAAAGAGAAAAUAUGGUUGAGCCUUUCUGCCCUCACCAAAUUGAAAUCACUGUAGCACUUGAUGACGUUAAAAGGAGGAAAAGACAACCUCUGGAUGGUCAUAGCAAACUGUUACCUCAGUUUCUCCUUUUGGGUACCAUUUCCUUAUAGCAAAAUUGUUGUGCUGUAUACCUGUCCUCAGAACAAGUCUGAACUGCACUGAACAGCGAGGUUUUUACCCUCAUUGGUCAGUUAUUGGAUAUCUAAUUUAAAAAAAUUUGCUUAAUUGGAAAUCAUUAUGGACUAGUUUGGCUGCUGUGGUGAGGCAGAGGUGUGUUACAGAAACAUCAUCAUUUAACUCAUUUAAACACUGGAUACCUGAGGUAGUACUUCUUUUUUCCUCCUCAUCAUAGCAGAGCAAGGCAAGGUUAGAAUAAAAACUUAGAAACUAAAACACCUUCUCAGGUGUUUCAGCUUUAGAGAUUGUUACUGAACAUUAUGUCUUGCAGCUGUUGCAGAAUCUAUUAACUUAGCUGUUUAUCCUCAAUCAUAAUUUAUUAAGCUUUAGGGAUGUCUUCACACUUAAUUUAGUGAUAUCACUAAUUAGUGCUAAGGAUCACUUAAAGGUUUAGGUCAAGUUAAAAACACUGUCAUCUCUCACAGUUGGAGGCUGGGAAACGAAAAUCUUUGAAAUCAUUUAAAAAAAGACUACAGAGCAAGAUUCUGCCAUGGAGGAGGAAAUAAGAUUGAUCUACAGCCAGGUCAAAACAUACUGAAAGUCAUACAGGAUUGUUUUGAAA
This is a messenger RNA of Hirundo rustica (Barn swallow), 4876 nucleotides long. Its product is annotated as ubiquitin-like modifier-activating enzyme 6. The transcript has 36 exons. The record is from RefSeq and is a predicted model, not a curated record. Gene Ontology annotation, cellular component: SUMO activating enzyme complex; cytoplasm; kinetochore. Bases 286 to 3351 code for a protein of 1021 amino acids. NCBI's taxonomy places the organism in Eukaryota, Metazoa, Chordata, Aves, Passeriformes, Hirundinidae. Gene Ontology annotation, molecular function: centromeric DNA binding; SUMO activating enzyme activity. Gene Ontology annotation, biological process: attachment of mitotic spindle microtubules to kinetochore; kinetochore assembly; spindle attachment to meiosis I kinetochore.